AUGAAGAAUCCCAUCAACUACAGCUGUGUCAGAAGGAUGAAGAGGAAGCUCUUGUCUAUCAUUGGUGGCCUCAUCUCCUCAAACUCCAUGCACAUGGCCCACAUUUUGAACACCUACAAGUUUCCACAGGAUGAGAGUGGGGAAACCUUUCUUCGAAAUCUCCAACCAAAGUUCUUCCAGAAUGAUAUUUGCAUUGCUUUCAUGCAGUUGAUCCCAGUAAUGAAAAAUCUGAGAUUAAAUGGAGAGUCCUUUGUUGUUAAGCUGCUGAACGUGAGGACUGCUCUCUUACAGAGCAGCACCAAUGUGUUUCUUGUUUCUGGCGAUGUCCAAUCUAUGGAGAGUUUACAGUGGAUUCUAUAUGUCUCUGAAUUUUCUAAGAUGCAACCAAUGGAUCACAGAGUAUGGAUCAUAACCUCUCACUGGGAUUUCACUGCUGCUUUAUUGUCAGGUAGUGACUUCCCAGCACAUACCUUCAACGGUUCCUUAUAUUUCUCACUCCACACCAACAUGGUGCCAAGAUUUCAGGAGUUCCUUGAGAGCAGAAACCCUUUGUUAAAUUCCUUUCCUUUCAUUCGUUCAUUCUGGGUGUCUACAUUUGACUGCUCGUUCCUUCGAGAUCCCAAAGGAAAAAAACGCUGCACUGGGAAGGAAGAACUGGGGGGGCUCCCUGGCUCCAUGUUUGAAAUGACCAUGUCUGGAGAGAGCUACAACAUCUACAAUGGGGUUUAUUCUGCAGCACAUGCUUUGGACGCAAUACAUUCGACAAGAGCAAAGCCAGUUUCUCUUAGCGAUCAGGAUAGAGCAAAACUUGGGGAUGUUCAGCCAUGGCAGCUUCACUACUUUCUGAGAAACGUCCGCUUUAAUAACAGUGCAGGAGAUGAAAUCUUUUUUGAUGAGAAGGGGGACUUUGACCUUGGAUACGACAUCUUCAACAUGGUCACUUUCCGCAAUCUGUCCUUCCGGAGAGUUUGGAUUGGAAGAAUAGACUCCAAAGCUCCCGACGCGAACAAGUUCACCAUCAAUGAAAGUACUAUUGUGUGGAAUCACAAGUUUCGGCAGGUACGUCCCCAUGCCAGAUGUGUUGACAGCUGCCACCUUGGGUACAGCAAGGUUGCUCAGGAGGGGAAACAAGUUUGUUGCUACAAUUGCAUCAAAUGCCCUGAAGGAAGAAUUUCAGUCCAAACUGAUGCAGGCCAGUGUGACAGGUGCCCAGAAGAUCGCUAUUCAAAUGCAGAAAAAGACCAGUGUCUUCCGAAAAGUUUCAGCUAUUUAUCCUUUGGAGAACUCUUGGGAGUCAUUCUGACUUCCUUGGUUCUUUUCUUUUCAGCAGCUCUCCUUUUAGUGGCAGUGACCUUCAUUCUGCACUGGGACACCCCCAUUGUCAAAGCCAACAACAGGAACAUCACAUGGGUCCUUCUCUCCUCUCUCCUCCUUUGUUUUCUGUGCUCCCUGCUGUUUAUUGGGUGGCCUGGGGAGGUGACCUGCUUUCUCAGGCAAACUCUGUUUGGCAUGAUUUUCUCCAUCUCAGUUUCCUGUGUUUUGGCCAAAACUAUCCUGGUUGUUCUGGCCUUCCUGGCCACUAAGCCAGAAAACCAAAUGAGGAAAUGGCUGGGGAAAAGACUGGCAGGAUCUAUCAUUGUGCUCUGCUCCUGUUUUCAAGCUGUUAUCUGUGUAGUGUGGUUGGUCACAUUUCCUCCCUUCCCAGAGUUGGACAUGCACUCCCAGACUGAUAAGAUCAUAGUGCAAUGUAACGAAGGCUCAGAUCUCAUGUUCCAUAUGGCCCUGGGCUACCUGGGGCUGCUGGCCAGCGUCAGUUUCAUGGUGGCUUUCUUUGCUCGAAAAUUGCCUAAUACUUUUAAUGAAGCCAAGCUGAUCACUUUCAGCAUGCUUGUGUUUUGUAGCAUUUGGGUGUCCUUCAUCCCAGCCUAUCUGAGCACCAAGGGGAAAGACAUGGUGGCUGUGGAGAUCUUCUCCAUCUUGGCUUCUACUGCUAGCUUGCUAGGCUGCAUCUUUCUCCCCAAGUGCUAUAUCAUACUGUUGAAGCCACAUCUGAACACAAAAGAACAUCUUUCCAGGAGGACAGUUUAA
Molecule: messenger RNA, 2088 nt
Organism: Python bivittatus (Burmese python)
Lineage: Eukaryota; Metazoa; Chordata; Lepidosauria; Squamata; Pythonidae
Source: RefSeq, a predicted model, not a curated record